AUGGCUCCUCCUACAGCAGUGGCCGCUGCUUGGGCUGCCUUGUAUGGUAGGGAUGCAGGAAUUGUGAAUCGUUGCCUUGGCCAUUUGACGCCUUCAGCUGUGGACGACUUGACCGUGGCUCUGACUAAGGAAAUCAAUGCCAACAGCAUCAGCAAUGAUGAGACUCAGUCUAUUUAUAGGACAAUUGGAGAAGCCAGCCUUCGUCGCCUGACGUAUCGCUGCAUGGACAAGUUUCAGAGCAACCACAGAUUAGCUACGCAAGAAAUCAUGCAAGAAGCACUUCAGUCCCACGUACUACCGGAACAUCUAAAGCAAGAACUCGUGACCAAAUAUGGACAAUAUAAAGAUGAAGCUCCUCCCCAAUCUUGGUACGAAGCACUGGAACAGCUCCAGCAAAAAGCCAAGGGUGACAAAGCACAGUUAUGGAGACUUAUUCUCGAUCACCCCAUGACUGCAUAUGUCCCCGUUCAAUGUCAAGAAUGUGGACAUGUCAUUCCUGAUGACACGACUUGCCAAACGACGGAUCAACAGGUGGGACUGGUUGAACUAGAACCUACGGGAGAAGAACUCGAACUCAGAGCGGGUUGGUACAGAGGACCCCGUAAAGCCGUACGAUUCCAAAUCACCUGCACACAGUGUGGACAUGUCUCCUACUGGUACCGCUCGGGACAUCCUCGUGUCAUUCUCAAUCCUCACAAAUGGGGACGCUUGUGUGGAGAACAGGAAGAUCUACGCUCGGCUUUGGCCUAUUACCUGGAUAUCCCUCUCCGACUCGUUGUGCCUCUGGAUUGGGAUCACAUUUGGAGUGAAUACGGCAAUCAUCCCGUAGACUCUUCUUCUACUACCGGUACUGGUACGGAUCCAAAUAUUAUUACCUGGCAAGUCGAAGACGACAGUGCUCGCAAUUUCGCCUGUCGCUUGGACGAAGGAAUUGGUAGUUGGACUCGAGUACUCGCCAUCCAUCCGAAUCCAACGCUCUGUCAAGAUGUCACCAACGCCUAUCUGUCAUGUCAAAAGGAUGGAGGCCGAGCCGAGGACCAACACGACAAUAACAUGCCACGAUAUCGACAAACCAUCCAAUCCGCAAGAGAGGAUCCAACCGGUGCCAUGACACAGUCACGGACGUUGCAUGGAUUCGUUUUAGAAAAGGGUCAAUUAUUGACGGACGACAACCAAGUCACGAGCAUCCUCCAACAUGCUGCAAACGAUCACGCCCAUGGCAAUAAGGAUUGGUGGCAAUUUUGA
This is a messenger RNA of Seminavis robusta, 1245 nucleotides long. Lineage: Eukaryota; Bacillariophyta; Bacillariophyceae; Naviculales; Naviculaceae. The record is from the annotation of a GenBank genome assembly.